Messenger RNA from Drosophila hydei, 4477 nucleotides. RefSeq names its product serine-rich adhesin for platelets (gene Alh). The record is from RefSeq and is a predicted model, not a curated record. Bases 51 to 4385 code for a protein of 1444 amino acids. The transcript is spliced from 11 exons. Lineage: Eukaryota; Metazoa; Arthropoda; Insecta; Diptera; Drosophilidae.
ACAUAUGUCUGGAGAUCGGAAAACCGAAUCGUGCCAAUGUUGGAGCCUGCAUGCAGUGCAACAAGGCCAACUGCAAGCAACAGUUCCAUGUGACCUGUGCCCAAAGCUUGGGCCUGCUCUGCGAGGAAGCUGGCAACUAUUUAGAUAAUGUGAAGUACUGUGGCUAUUGCCAGCAUCAUUACAGUAAAUUGAAAAAGGGCGGAAACGUCAAAACCAUACCACCCUACAAACCCGUACAACAUGACACCUCCUCCGAUUCGUGCUCGUCGCCCGAGAAGGAAAUUGAUUCGACCAUGAACUCGGCAUCCACAUCAGCGACAAGCAUUAAGAUAACGAGCAGCACAUUAGCUGCUGGCUCCACGAGUUCAUCGGGCAGUGGAAACAACGUUUCAUCCUCAUCCAAGCAGCGCAAAUCAAAUGCCUCUGGUAAAUCUUCGCUAUCAUCUGGUAGCAGCUCUGGAACAGCAACGGGACUGCCAAAUCCCACAAGCUCCUCAAGCUCAUCCGUGGUUACAAACACUUCAACUGCAGGCAGCUUUCUAGCUGGCAACGGCAGUAGCAGCACAAUAUCUACUAUUAAUAACAAUACCAUGAACAACACCUUAACGGGUUCUCUUAGUGGCAACAUUGCAGCCUCAAUUCCUGGCAGUGGUAAUGCAAUGAGCAGCAGCAGCAGUAAUGUGACUGGCGCCGGCAGCAGCAGCAGCACCAGCAAUGCAAUAGGGCAAAGCAAUUCGAGCACUAAGUCAUCGGCUACCAGCUCCAGCAGCAGCUAUAAGGAUAAGCAUAGUAAAAGCAUAGGCAAGCAAUCUGGCUCUGGGUCCAGCAAGGAAAAGGAUAAGGAUGGCGGUAGUAAUUCAUCGAACAAUAGUUUUUCUCACUCAUCAGCCUCUUCGUCGUCCUCAUCCUCCUCGUCGUCUCGCGAGAAAUCGUCAAAGUCAUCGAAAAACAAAGAAAGCUCCAAAGAAGCCGCCAUCGUUGCUGCCAGCAGCAGCAGCAGCAAUAUACCCACAAGCAGCAGCAAUAUGCCCACUGCUACCAGCAUUGCGGCCAACAGCAGCUCAAGUUCAACAGCUCAUGUAUCCAGCAGCGGCACUGGCGGCAGCAGUCUAGCUGCUGCCUCGAUCAGUGAACAUAGUAAUCAUGCCCAGAAUCUGAGCACGUCGGCUCUGACCAGCUCAACGGGCAGCGGCUCGGGUAAACUGCAAUUAACGAGCAAUUUGAGCGCGGGUUUCGGCGCGGAAUUGCAUGCCACAAGCACUAGCAAUAGUGGUAAUGCUCUAAAGGAUGCGUCAUCAUCCCUGGCCGGCACUAGCAAUACAAGCAAUUUGGACAGUCUGUCGGGCGCGGGUACGUCCACAAGCAGCACUCUAAAUCCGCUUGGUCUCGGCUCCAGCAGCACUAAUCUAAGCAGUAGCAGCAGCAGCAGCAACAGCAAGGUACUGCCAUCAGUUUCAACUGCAACGUCAACAACAACAUCAAGCCAUAAUCAGGCACCAUCGGCUAGCAACUCUACAGUGUCCAAAAAGCGAAAAGUGGACAUUGCCAAAUCGAUUACCAGCAUCAACCUGGAUGAUCACAAUAGCUCAUUUCGGGAUAUUAUUAAGGAUGUGCACGUGACUCUGACGCCACUAACGGACUUCGAGAAGGAAAUCGAGAAAAGCUCCAAGCGGCAACGCACUGAAUUGAGUCCACCCACGCAUCAAACAUCCGCCACCGCUGAGGUGAAUGCUACAUUAGCCACCAGCGUAACGAGUGCAACGAUAGCACCAAGUGGCACGACGAUAGCAACCACGGCGAGCACACCAAUCGCCGCCACCAUCUCCACCAGCAGUGUAAGCGGUUUAGCAGGUGGAGGACCCAUUGGGGGCUAUGCAAAAACAGAGGCAAGUAAAACAAUCAGCAGUAGCAGUGGCAGCAGCAGCAAGCAUGGCAACAGCAGCAACAAGGACAGCAGUAACACUGUCUCCAGUGGAGCAGCUGGCACCAGCAGCAGCAGCAGUGGUGCGCCCAGCUUGUAUGUUUCGGUGCCGUUGUCGACGGCCAAUGUACCUGGCAUCAAUCUGCCCAACAACAGCAGCAUUGAUUCGCACCCCACUCAGGCGGCCCAGUCACCGCUAACCGCUGGCAGCACAUAUGCAACGGGCACAGGAUCAGCUGCGACAGCCGCAAGUGCGGCUGGCAGUGCGACCAGCUCUGUUAUACAGCAUCAGAGCGGAAAGUCGUCGCCAGCAUUGGGCGGUCUGGUGAGCAGCAGCGCCAGCACGGUCAACCUGACAGCCACUACGACGGAGAGCGGGAACUUGAAGAUCAGCUUUGAGAAACAGACGACUCGUGUGCAGCAGCUGCAGGAGCAGGAGGCGGCACCGGCGCGACGCAGCAGGACACCCGAUCUCAACAUGGCGAGCAGCUCAAAUAGCAUCUCGACAGCGACAGCAACCACUACCAGCAGCACCAACAACAUCAACACCACCGGCAGCAGCAGCAGCAGCAACAGCCUGUUAAGCAUCAACAGCAACAUGAACAGCAUUAACAGCAGCAGCAGCAGCAGUGGCGGCCUCAAGUUCAGCUACGAGGCACAAACGAUCAGCACUCAGUUGGAUGUGCCCAUGCUGCCUGUUAGUGCCAUCAAGGACUCGCCGCCGAGCUCGCCAGGCUCGGAAAUCGGUGCCGCUUUGCACACGGCAAUAGCAGCGCCAAUUGCUGCCAGCAGCAAUGUGCGUAAGCGCGGCCGCAAGGCCAAGGAAGCGACAUUGGCAGCGGCUGCAGCUGCGACAGCUGCGACAGUGGCUGCCACUCAACAGGAUCUCAAGGAUGUGCGCAUAUUGCAAAAUGGCAUCGGAGCUGCCAUCGUCCCAGCAAGUGCACCCACGCCUCCCGCGACGCCUGCCACAAGUGUGACGAGUGGCAGUGGCAGUGGCAGUGGCAGCAGCACUGCCUCCAGCUCUUGCUCUAGUAGCUCCAUCAUAGCGCACACAGCCACCCAUAUGCUGGGCAAUCAUGUGAAUCCCAACAGCAGCGUGGCCCAGAAGCUGUCCGAGCAACUGCACAUGGAGGUGCAGGAUCAUGCCAUUUAUACGACCGAGUCUAUGACUUCCCAGUUCGCCGGCGUGCCGUUUCCUGGCAAGCAGCGUAAUGCCAGCGCCGCGGUUGCUGCUGCGAGUAGUGCAACGCCAGCGCCUAAUCCGCUCCAAUCCAUGUUUGGCGGCGGCGGCAUCAAUGGCAACAUGCCCAUACCACAGAGCUUGGAACAGCUACUGGAGCGCCAGUGGGAGCAAGGCUCGCAGUUUCUCAUGGAGCAGGCGCAGCAUUUCGACAUUGCCUCACUGUUGAACUGCCUGCAUCAGCUGCAGAGCGAGAAUUUGCGGCUCGAGGAGCAUGUGACCAGCCUAAUAGCACGACGUGAUCAUUUGCUGGCCGUCAAUGCCCGCCUCCAGAUACCGCUCAACAAUGCAAUCAACAAUACCAAAGCCGAGACACAUGCCUCUACAAACAGCAGCAGCAAUAAUAACAGCAGCAGCAACGCUCUCCAUGCUGCCACAACAAUUGCAGCAGCCGUUUCGUUGGCCACAACCGCUAUAAACACAACAAUACCAACAAUGGCUAACAGUCGGGCUAGCAGUGCCGGCAGCACCGGGAGCGUCCUGGAGUUUCGUGGCAGCAGCAGCAGCAACAACAAUAACAACAGCAGCAGCAUCAGCAACAGCAUAAACAACAAUCCCGCAGCCUCUAACUCCAAUGCAAUCACGUCUGCAACAACAACUCCAAUGUCUGCGGUUAGCAGCCUGCCAAUGAGCAAUACAUCAAACUUGGGCUUAAGACACGUCGCAACUUCCCACGGAUCAUAUAACAGUAGCGGGAGUAGUAGCAAUAUUAACGCUAACAGUGUCAGCAAUAACAUGCACACACCACAUCAACAGCAGCAACAACAACAGCAGCAGCAGCAGCAACAUGCAACGUAUUUGCAAUCUCAACAACAGCAGCAGCAGCAACAGCCGACGCAUUUGCACCAUGGCAGUGCCGCUGUUGCCGCUCAUAUGUUGGGCGUGGGCGUGGGCAUGGGCCCGACUGCGGCAAUUGGACGAGGUGGGUCAGCUACAGCGAUUGCUGCAACCACAAUAACAACAAUAACAACCACAGCAGCAACAGCUACGUUGACAACAACAACAGGCAGCUUGCAACACGGUGGCGCACACUACGCGCAUCCGCAUUCGCACCACCCACACCACUUUCCUAGCAUUCAAGUUCAGUUGGGUGCCGGCGGCGUUCACGUUGAUGAUUUGAGUAGCUCCUCCACCUCUUCCUACGCAGCGCAACAUGCGCUCUACAGCACGCAUCACCAGUCCCAACAAAGGCGCGACGAUAACCUCGCCAAAUCUAGCUGAAAGUCAUAUCGUGAGCACGAGCAGCAGCAGGCCCCGCAUCCAUUGAAGAAGAAGCCAACACUGGCCAGACGUAUCCGCCCGACCAAUAGCAC